CUUUGGGUUGUUGAGAUAGAAUCCGCUGUGUCCAAAACCACGAACGCUUAUUAGAAUCGUCUUCUAUGUUACCUCGAGAGGACAUUUUGAAAAAUACUCUUAACACAACAUUUUAAACCUCGGAAGUUCUGAGGAGCUGGUCAAAGAAUAAGGAUGUCGAUGUCAAUUUCAGCUUUGUCCGUACCGUUCUCGGAAUACUCAGUUUCAACUCCAAUUCCUCUAUCUUAUGCUCACCAAUUCUCUAUUCGUAGCUUCGCGGCUCCAACAAGCAAGUUUCAUUUGGGGUCAGGUGGUCGUCAUGUGGUCUAUGGAGGUGGAGCAACCGGUUUCUGUCAAAGAUUUUGUGGCUUAAAACGAUGGAUAUUUGAGAGCCUUAAUUUACAGAAGCACAACAAACAACCUGGACCGGCGAUUGAGUUCAAAAAUUCCAAGGAAAAGAUAGCAGUAACUUCACAACUUGAAGACAGUUCUUUGCCUCAUAUCCAACCUGGUGUGUCUAUGGAAGUGUCUGCUUCUUUGGGAUCUCAUUCAUCUUUUCCACAAACACAUUCCCUUGAAUUUCCAGUUGAGAGAGGUCAAGGACCCUCACUCUGCAUUGCUGUCAUAGGAGCUACCGGUGAGCUGGCAAGGAGGAAGAUAUUUCCAGCACUGUUUGCUCUGUACUACAGUGGGUUUCUUCCUGAGAAUGUUGGUAUAUUUGGUUAUUCAAGAAAGAAGUUGACAGAUGAAGACCUAAGAUCUACCAUAGCCUCAACUUUGACUUGCCGUGUUGAUCAUCAAGAAAACUGUGGGGACAAAAUGGAUGCUUUCUUGAGUAGAACAUACCACAUCGAUGGAGGUUGUGACAACAAAGAAGGGAUGACAAAGCUCAAUUCUCUGAUGGAGCAGAUUGAGGGAGGAUCUGAAGCAAACAGGAUUUUUUACCUUGCUGUUCCCCAAGAAGCACUUGAAGAUGUUGCAUCCUCUCUGGCUGAUAAAGCCCAAACUUCAAAGGGCUGGAAUCGUAUUAUAAUAGAGAAACCUUUUGGCUUAAAUGCAUUAUCAUCUCGUCAGAUGACACAAUCUCUUCUUUCUAAGUUUGAAGAGAAGCAAAUAUACAGGAUUGAUCAUCUUUUAGGAAGGAAUCUUAUUGAAAAUCUCACGGUUUUAAGAUUUGCCAAUCUAGUUUUUCAACCACUGUGGAGCCGUACAUUUAUACGAAACGUAGAGGUCAUCUUAUCAGAAGAUGUAGUUGUACAGGCAGCAAGGUACUUUGAUGGCUAUGGAAUCAUUCGUGACAUAGUACACAGUCAUAUACUCCAAACAAUAGCAUUGCUUGCCAUGGAACCACCAAUCAGUCUUGAUGGGGAAGAUAUUCGAAAUGAAAAGGUAUGUGUGCAUGUUGUUCCAAAUUUUUGGUGCAUGUACUUUCUAUAUUCAGAAGAUUUUUUUCAGGUCAAGGUGCUGAGAUCAAUUCGGAAAUUGGAACCCAGUGAUAUCAUUCUUGGCCAGUAUAAAGCAAGUACUAAAGACAAGGUUGAUGUAUAUUUAAACAGUCUGACCCCCACAUAUUUUGCUGCUGCAUUGUAUAUUGAUAAUGCACGCUGGGAUGGUGUGCCUUUUCUGAUUAGAACUGGCCUGGGUCUCAUCCAGCACAGAGUGGAAAUACGCAUACAAUUUCAUCAUGUUCCAGGAAACCUUUAUCGUGAGCGUAUAGGGCAUAAUAUAGACAAGGCUACCAAUGAGCUGAUUCUAUGUGAUGUACCCGAUGAGGCCAUCCUCGUUAAAGUUAACAAUAAAAUCCCAGGAUUGGGCUUACAGUUGGAUUCUCCACAACUCAAUUUGCUUUACAAAGACAAGUACAAAUUGGAGAUCCCUGAUUCAUACGAGCACCUUCUUCUUGAUGUCAUCAACGGAGACAACCAUCUGUUUAUGAGAAGCGACGAGCUUGCAGCUGCAUGGAAUAUUCUAAGUCCUGUUCUGCAUGAGAUAGACAACAACAAUAUAGCACCAGAGCUGUAUGAGUUGGGAGGUAGGGGCCCAGUUGGAGCAUAUUAUCUGUGGGCAAAACAUGGGGUUCGAUGGGCAGAGGACUAACAACACAACAUUAACACAACACAGCUCAUUCUGUGCCUGCAGAUAAACCAAAGGCUUAGCAAUUAUGUGGUACAAACUGGCCUAAAAUCUUACUUUGCUCAGAUAAUGCAUAUGUUUGGGUCAUUUCCGUGUGGGUCUGUGGUGAAUUCUUCUAUCUUUUCAUACUUCGCUGUUAUGAGGAGAUCCUAUUUUGGAAUCUUCAAUGCACAUGGACACCACAUUAAAUUCA
Messenger RNA from Ziziphus jujuba (common jujube), 2305 nucleotides. RefSeq names its product inactive glucose-6-phosphate 1-dehydrogenase 4, chloroplastic. Gene Ontology annotation, biological process: glucose metabolic process. The coding region runs from base 154 to 2076 and encodes 640 amino acids. Gene Ontology annotation, molecular function: glucose-6-phosphate dehydrogenase activity; NADP binding. The transcript is spliced from 11 exons. NCBI's taxonomy places the organism in Eukaryota, Viridiplantae, Streptophyta, Magnoliopsida, Rosales, Rhamnaceae. The record is from RefSeq and is a predicted model, not a curated record.